Messenger RNA from Vitrella brassicaformis, 1863 nucleotides. The record is from the annotation of a GenBank genome assembly. Lineage: Eukaryota; Vitrellaceae.
CUCGAGGGCAGAAGGUGAGUGCAGAAGGCAGCAUACAACAGACCGUUCAGGUGGACCAAGACCUAUGCACGGCAACAAUGAGUCUCAUGAUCUGUUUGCGCAGGCCUUGUGUGUAGCGUGAUUCAUUCGUCGCUCAUUCAUCCGAUCCGCAAGCAUGUCGGGCGUCAUCAAAGUGCUCGAGGGUCAGUGUCGAUCACCACCCGAACAGACAGGCACACGCUUGACUGAUCUCUUGUCAUGAUGUAUGUCAUAUGUGUGCCGUGCCGUGUGUGUGCAGGUUUUGAGAAGGUGGUGUUCAACGGCAUCACGGGCUACAUGUGCGGGGCUAAGGCGAGCCCUGGCGUCAUAGUGCUGCAGGAGUGGUGGGGCGUCACAGAUGAGAUACAGGUUCGCUUGGCCACGGGCGGUGUGGCAAAUGAGUGAGCGGACAGAGAGGUGGGGUGACUCAUUCCGUGCUGUUGGUGUUGGUGUUGGUGUGUUGUUGCAGAGGCAGGCGGAGCACAUUGCCAAGCAGGGCUACAGCUGCCUCGUUCCCGACCUGUAAGACAGACUAUCAGACAAACGGACAACACAUCCAUCGGCUCUUCAUGGCUCAGCCGCACCGCAUCUGUGAAUGUCUGUCUGUUGGUUGGGUCACGUGAUUGUGUCAUUCAUCCAUGUGUGUCAGGUACAAGGGGAAGCUGGGUGUGGAUGCCGAGGAGGCGCAGCACCUCAUGAGCAACCUGGACUUCCCCCAGGCCGUGUCGGAGAUCAAGGCCUCCGUCGACUAUAUCAAACAAGAAGGAUCAAAAAAGGUUCACACCACACCCAUCCCAUGCGAUCCAUCCAAACCACACAUACGGUGGUGACUGACAGCGGCGUGUCUGUAUGUGUGUAUCUCUGUCUGUCUGUCUGUGUGUGUGUGCAGGUCGGUGUGACAGGCUUCUGUAUGGGUGGGGCGUUGACGAUUGCCACAGCGGUGAAACACUCCAGCGACAUCAGCUGCGGUAGGUAGGCACACAAGCCUCACCCCAGCCACAAGCACCAACCCCAUGAGCUCCAUCUGUGUGUGUGUUUGUGUGCAGCGGUCCCCUUCUACGGUAUCCCUGACGCCAAAUUCUUCGACCCAUCGCAGGCACACACCACACACACACACACACAGAGCCACGUGUCCUCGCUCGGUCGGCGUCGAGGAUGGAUCGAGAUCAACGCGUGUUUGGUCCACUCGAUGUGACAGAUCACUUGUCCCGUGCAAGCGCAUUUCGGCGAGGAUGACAAGCUGGUGGGCUUCUCUGACCCCACGGCGGUCGAGGCCUUCAAGGCUGCCAUGGGCAAGGGUCAGUGCGCCGACUUCCAGCUGCACACGUGAGCUCACACACACAACACAUGCUUGCUCCCUCCCAUUGAGUGAUUGUGUCAUGGUGCGUGGCCUGCUGCCGUCGUCUCGUUCUCUGUUUCUCUGACUGACAGGUACAAGGGCGUCGGCCACGCCUUUAUGAACGGUGGGCGCGAGAGACUCAGACAUGGUGGUUGACCGAAUCGAUAGUCCCUGGCGUGGCCGGCGUGUAUGUGAGUGUGUGUGUGUGCGUGUGUAUGUGUUGAAGGUAUGGUGCCGGAAUGGCAGGAGAAGAAGACGAAGCUCGGCUUCGGAGGUCAGUCAGCCGAUCACACCUGCACAUCAAUCAAUCAGCCGAUUGACCGACCCGAGGCCUUUGUUGCUGUUUGUCUUGCUCUCCUUGUCGACCUUCUCAGAGCAUCGGCAGGAGGUGGUCGACCUGGCCUUCACGCGCACAUUCGAGUGGUUCCAGAAAUAUCUCAAGUGAACCAACGAACGUCGUAGCUAAUGAGCAAUCGCAUUCGCAGUCGCCCUCUGCUUGCUUAGCU